Anas platyrhynchos (mallard) is the source of this 5335-nucleotide messenger RNA. It is a transcript of the gene DIAPH3, whose product is annotated as diaphanous related formin 3. Lineage: Eukaryota; Metazoa; Chordata; Aves; Anseriformes; Anatidae. Gene Ontology annotation, biological process: actin filament polymerization; actin cytoskeleton organization. The record is from RefSeq and is a predicted model, not a curated record. Gene Ontology annotation, cellular component: actin filament. Gene Ontology annotation, molecular function: actin binding; small GTPase binding.
GGCGGCCGCGCAUUCCCGGGCGCUGACAGCCGUUGGCGCCGUUAGGGAGCGGCCGUUGGCCGUUAACACCCCCCUCUACCUUCUCCCCUCCUCACCCCCACCGCUGCCCCACUUCGCCACCCGCUCCGGGAUUAGGGGCUGCCGCCUGGAAAUCCGCCGGCUGGAGGCGGCGGCUUUACCCCCAGCCCCCUCCCUGCCGCCCUGCCCGGCUUAAGCCGCUCUAAUCCUCCUCUUCCUCCUCCCCCGGGCACGGCCAUGGAGUCGCAGCGGCCCCGUUACCGCGCCCCUUCCUCGCCGCCAUCCCGCGGCGGGAGGGAGCCCGGGGGGCUCCGUCGGAAGGGCCCGCCCGGGGCCGGCAGCGCCCCGGAGGCCGCGGAGGGCAGGAAGCCCAAAUUCCAUUUAAAUAUCAAGACACUGACUGAUGAUGUGUUGGAUAGGUUUGCCAGUAUAAGAAUUCCAGGAAGCAAAAAGGAAAGACCUCCUCUGCCACAUAUGAAGCAGUCCCACUCUACAGAUUGGUCAUCCACAACUACUGAUGUGGAGGAUUUUGUUCCAAAACCCCUGUCAGAAAGAGAAAUCAUAGCACUGUUUGAGAAAAUGAUGGAAGAUAUGAAUUUAAAUGAAGACAAGAAAGUGCCAUUGAGGGAGAAGGAUUUUAAUACCAAAAAAGAAAUGGUGAUGCAAUAUCUUAGCACUGCUUCAAAGUCUGGAAGUCUCAAGAACCGUCGGAAGAUUUCACCCCAAGAGUUUAUGCAGGAAUUAAAAUCUGGGUCAACAGAUGAAAGACUAGUCACUUGCUUAGAAUCACUUCGUGUGUCCUUGACUAGUAAUCCUGUCAGCUGGGUUGAAAACUUUGGCCGAGAAGGUCUGGGGCUGCUCUUGGACGUUUUGGAAAGACUGGUUGAGACAAAACACCAAGACAAAAUUGUGAAGAGAAGUCAGCAUAAGGUUAUACAAUGUUUGAGAGCCUUCAUGAACAAUAAGUAUGGAUUGGAAAGAAUUCUGGGAGAAGAGAGGAGCCUUUUGUUGCUGAUCAAAGCAAUUGAUCCCAAGCAAACUAGUAUGAUGACUGAUAUAGUUAAACUCCUUUCUGCAAUGUGCAUUGUUGGAGAAGAAAGCAUCCUUGAAAAAAUUUUGGAAGCUAUAACAGCAGCAGCAGAGGAAAAGAAUGUUGAUAGAUUCUCUCCUAUUGUGGAAGGACUUCAGGAUAACUCAGUUCAGCUGCAAGUAGCUUGCAUGCAGCUCAUCAAUGCUCUUGUUACAUCUCCUGAUGAUUUGGAUUUUAGGCUUCACAUCAGAAAUGAAUUUAUGCGCAGUGGAUUAAAAGAGAUAUUGCCACAAUUGAAAUGUAUAAAAAAUGAAGCACUAGAUAUUCAGCUGAAGGUGUUCAAUGAGCAUAAGGAAGAAGACAUGAUCGAGUUCUCUCAUCGUUUAGAAGAUAUUAGAUCUGAACUAGAUGAAGUAAAUGAUGUUUACAACAUGGUGUGGAAUACAGUUAAGGAUACCAGUGCUGAAGGAUAUUUUCUUUCUAUUCUCCAACAUCUUUUGCUGAUAAGAAAUGACUAUUUUAUACGUCCACAGUAUUUCAAAAUAAUUGAAGAGUGCGUUUCCCAGAUAGUGUUGCAUCGAAGUGGAACAGACCCAGAUUUCACAUAUCGUAAAAGAUUAGAUAUAAAUUUCAGCCACUUAGUAGAUAUUUGUGUAGAUAAAGCAAGAUUAGAAGAAUGUGAAGAGAGAGCUUCUGAACUUUCCAGAAAAUUUGAAAAAGAUUUUGUAGUUCAUCAGGAGACCCAGGCCCUACUGCAAAAAAAAGAAGAAAGAAUCAAUGAACUUGAAGCAGAACUACAAGCUUUUAAAUUGCAGUAUGGCUCCUUGCCACCUGGCUGUCUACCAUCAACACGUGGAGAUGCAUCUGUCGUUCCAGCGGAUGCUACAGGACCACAUCAGUUACCGCCGCCUCCUCCACCACUGCCUUCUAAUGGGGCAAUCCCACCACCGCCACCUCCCCCACCUCCUCCACCAUUUUUGAAUGCCUUGGGAAUUCCUCCAGCAUUGGGUGCCCCACCACCACCACCUCUACCAGGCCUGCUUGGGGCACAGCGGUCUCCACCUUCAUGUACUUUGCCAUUUGGACUGAAGCCUAAAAAAGAGUUCAGACCUGAGGUCACCAUGAAAAGACUCAACUGGUCCAAGAUCAGGCCACAGGAAAUGACAGAAUCCUGUUUCUGGGUUAAGGUAGAAGAGGACAAGUACGAGAAUGCUGACAUGCUUUGCAAAUUGGAACUUACAUUUUGUUGUCAACAGAGGGUAAAAAAAGAGGAGGAAGAUUUUGAAGAAAAGAAAUCCAUUAAGAAACGAAUCAAGGAAUUAAAAGUGCUGGACCCAAAGAUUGCACAGAAUCUGUCAAUUUUCCUUGGAUCUUUCCGAGUGCCUUAUGAGGAAAUCAAAAUGAUGAUAUUGGAAGUAGAUGAAACACAGCUGUCAGAGUCCAUGAUUCAGAAUUUAAUAAAACAUCUUCCGGAACAAGAACAAUUGAAUGCAUUGUCCAAGUUCAAGAGCGAGUACAAUAAUUUGUCUGAACCAGAGCAGUUUGGAAUUGUGAUGAGCAACGUGAAGAGACUACGGCCACGGCUCAGUGCUAUUCUUUUUAAGCUCCAGUUUGAAGAGCAGGUGAACAACAUCAAACCUGACAUCAUGGCUGUCAGUGCUGCCUGUGAAGAGAUAAAAAAGAGUAAAAGCUUUAGCAAGCUGCUGGAACUAGUAUUAUUAAUGGGAAACUACAUGAAUGCAGGUUCUCGGAAUGCACAGACCUUUGGAUAUAAUCUCAGCUCCCUAUGUAAACUGAAAGAUACGAAGUCAGCAGAUCAAAAAACAACAUUGCUCCAUUUUCUUGUAGAAGUGUGUGAAGAAAGCUAUCAGGAUGUUCUGAAUUUUACUGAGGAUUUUCAACAUUUAGAUAAAGCUAGUAAAGUCUCAGCAGAAAACCUGGAGAAGAGCCUGAAGCAUAUGGAGAGGCAACUCCAACAGCUUGAGAAGGAUUUGCAGACUUUUCCAGUUGCUGAAGAUAAGCACGAUAAGUUUGUAGCAAAAAUGUCUAGCUUUCUAGUUCAUGCCAAAGAAGAUUUUCAGAAACUCUCACGGAUGCAUGAGAACAUGGAAAAGUUGUAUCAGAACGUGAUGAGAUAUUAUGCCAUUGAUCUGAAGAAAGUUUCUGUGGAGGAGUUCUUAACUGACUUAAACAACUUCAGGACGAUGUUCAUGCAAGCAGUAAAGGAUAAUAUGAGAAGGAGAGAAGCAGAAGAAAAACAGAGGCGUGCUAAAAUAGCUAAGGAGAAAGCAGAAAAAGAAAAACAAGAGAGGCAACAAAAGAAAAAGCGUUUGUUAGAAAUGAAAACAGAAGGUGAGGAGACUGGAGUGAUGGAUAGCCUGCUGGAGGCCUUGCAAUCAGGUGCAGCUUUUCGAGACCGAAGGAAAAGGAUACCAAGGGCUAAAGACAUACCACAAAAUGUCAGUCCAACCACACAGAGGCCUGUGCUGAAAGCUUGUAACCAUGGUACACCUCGCUACAGUAGGUGGACAAGUAGUGCAUCUCCUGCAAUAGAACCAGAAAGUCACAGCCAGAGAAGUCAUGUUCACACCACAGUAUCAGUUUAAAAUCGACAAAAAGCCCAGUCAACAAAGAAGUUACUUAUGAUGUGGAAACAAGUUCUUCUAUGGCACUGGAGCAAGACUGUUGGGAGAAAGGAAGCCUGUAAUGGAGAAGAAAACAAAGAAAAGAAAACAGAGCGUAUUGGGUCUCCUUCUAAGGGAGAAGCCAUUCCAGAAGUAGAAGCUCUCCUGGCAAGACUGCGAGCACUAUAGAGUAAUAAUAUAAAGGAUUAAAUCAAAACUUAAAGACAAGCUAUAAAAGUGUAUCUCUUCAAGAUACACUAAUUUUCCACUACUGACAUCACAUACUUUUGAGUUCCAAACUUCCCUAGGUAUUAAUACUCUACUUCUAAACUUUUUGCAAGACUCCACAAAAUGAUACUGUAGUUUUGCUUAACUUCAAAAAGACUUUUGUUAUAUAUUUCACCUACUGAGACCACAAAAAAAUGUCAGCAGAAACAAAUAAUAAAUUAUUCCAAGACACAAUCCUUUUAGUCAACAGGCUGCUGACCACAUGUUUUGAGAGCUUCUCAAAAUAGAAGUAGAGUAUCUUUUAAAUAUUGUUAGAUCAUCAUGCCUGGGAAUAAGGGUCAGUAAAUACAGGAAAGUCAGUCUUAUAUUUUCCACUACAUUUUUUAUUCUGAAGAGAUUUUAUUAUCUAAAAAGUAUUAUUAUAGCAUCAUUUGCAAUUAUAGUAAUGGGAAAUGUAUAUCAUAUAAAUUUCUCAGCCAUGUUCUAGUUUGAGUUCAUUGAAGAGUACCAAAGCUUGCUUAAUUAUAUAUGCAUUUACAAAAGGGAAAUACAUGGACAGUAAACAAAGAAUCUAUGCAAAUAAUAUACUUUACGUGUGAAUAAUAUAUCACUUCUAUUAAGUUUAGUUAUAAUGAUUAUAUCAAGAUAAUAUAUAUGAUUUCUAUGAAUGCAAUGUUUUGCAGUUGUGUCCAUAGCGGGCAAAAGGUCUUUCUUCACAGUUAUUUACGAAUGUAAUUUUUUAUCUUUUCACAUGUGAGUGAGGUAAUAUGUUUCUAUAAAAAGAACAUAUAAUGGAAAAGGUUUUUACAAGUGUUUUUUCACAAACUCAUUUUCCAGUAGCCCAUAAAGUCUUAUUUGCUGGCACAAUAGGAAACUUGCACAUAAUUGCUUCUCUUUUAUCGCACUGUCAUUGUACAUUCUUACAUGUUCGCUAUCAUAUUUAUUAAUUGCACAUCAUAAAGAAUUGCUACCUAUGUUACCAAGUAGGAAGAUACUAUUAGUAUCUUUGCUCCAUUAUUUAAAGCUUCCUUAUUAUAAGAGUGUAUUAGGUAUCUAAUAUCUUUCUACUAAAUUACUCUAUUUUUCUUUACAAAAUGCUGAAAAAUAUGUCUUUCAAUAAGAGUCAGUUACAUGAAACCAGUGUUUCAAUGCUUCAGUGCUUUUUAUAUCCUUGUUUAAGUUGCCUUCUUACUUUCUGCACUAAACAUUAAUAAAGUUAAUUAGAACUCUGAAAUUGGGCCUGUUUAUACAUACUGCAUGGAGUGUUUUUCAUCCAUCAUGGGAAUCAAUCUCAUGUUUCUGGGGCUGUUGUAACUACCAUUACACACUCUAAUUACAUUUCCAGCAUUUGCUUAAAAAAAUAGGAAGUAUGAACAGAAGUCAGGGAAAGAUGCAGAGAAAUCCUACCAGACAGUAAUUUCUUCAGCUCUAUUUG